Molecule: messenger RNA, 2573 nt
Organism: Ornithorhynchus anatinus (platypus)
Lineage: Eukaryota; Metazoa; Chordata; Mammalia; Monotremata; Ornithorhynchidae
Gene: MEPCE
Product: methylphosphate capping enzyme
Exons: 5
Coding region: 169-2100 (643 amino acids)
Biological process (GO): snRNA modification
Molecular function (GO): RNA methyltransferase activity; O-methyltransferase activity; snRNA binding
Source: RefSeq, a predicted model, not a curated record
GCAGGCGCAGAGGGGGAGGAGGGAGGGUAAAGGCCGCGAGACGGAGAGCCCAGCGAAGAUUCCAUUCCCGGAGCCAGGCAGGAGGACCGGGGCAGUAGCCACAGGGCCCCUCUCCCCCCACCUUUGGCGGGAGCUCGCCGUUGAGGAGCGGCCGUAGGCCGGGGGGAGAUGAUCGAGAUGGCGGCGGAGAAGGAGCCGUUCCUGGUGCCGGCCCCGCCGCCCCUCAAAGCCGAGCGCGGCCCCGGGGCCCUGGCCGGGGGAGGGGCGGCGGCUGGGGAAGGGGCCGCCCCGCCGGUCCUGGAGGGCACGAGGAGGAGGGAGGUGAUGGAGGAGGACGACGACGAGGAAGAGCAGCGGCAGCAGAGGCGGCCGAGGGGAGGGAGCACCGAGCCGGGCCCCCCGCCCCGGCCCCGCAACGGCUUCCAGCCCCAGCGGGCCCCCGGGGGCGGCGGGGGCAAGAGGAGGAACAGCUGCAACGUGGGGGGCGGCGGGGGCUUCAAGCAUCCCUCCUUCAAGAGGCGCCGGCGGGUGAAUUCGGACUGCGACCCCGUGCUCCCCUCCAACUUCCUGCUGGGGGGCAACAUCUUCGACCCCCUGAACCUCAACAGCCUCCUGGACGAGGAGGUGAGCCGGGCCCUCAACGCCGAGACCCCCAAGUCGUCCCCGCUGCCGGCCAAGGGGCGCGACCCCGUGGAGAUCCUCAUCCCCAAGGACAUCACCGACCCGCUCAGCCUCAACGCGGGCACCGACGAGGCCCAGGUGGUCCGCGCCUCGCCCCUCAAGGCGGGGCGCAAACGCCACCGGCACCGCGGGCAGCACCACCAGCAGCCGCCGCCGCCCGCGGCCGAGCCCCUCUCCUCUUCCUCCUCCUCGUCCUCGUCGUCGUCCUCCUCCUCGGCGCCGCCCCCGCCCCCUCCCGCCCCGUCCCCGCGGGGGGAGGCGGCCCCCCAGCCCCGGCGGCCCCAGGGGCGGGAAGCCCCCCAGCCCUACGAACUGAACACCGCCAUCAACUGCAGGGACCAGGUGGUGUCCCCGCUGCCGCCCGCCCCGCGGGACCCCCCGGGGACCCCCGCGGCCACCCCGCCCGGGGCCGCCCCGCCGUCCUCCUCCGCCGCCCCCCCGUCCUCGUCCUCCUCCUCCUCCCGGCACCGCAAGCGUCGCAGGACUUCCAGCAAGUCGGAGGCCGGGGCCCGGGCGGCCCAGGGCCCCAAGGAGAAGGGCCGGGGGGGCGGCGGCGGGGGGCGGCCCCCGCCGGCCGGCUUCAAAAAGCAGCAGCGCAAGUUCCAGUACGGGAACUACUGCAAGUAUUACGGCUACCGUAACCCCGGCUGCGAGGACGGGCGGCUGCGGGUGCUGCGGCCCGAGUGGUUCCGCGGCCGGGACGUGCUGGACCUGGGCUGCAACGUGGGCCACCUGACCCUGAGCAUCGCCUGCAAGUGGGGCCCCGCCCGCGUGGUCGGCGUGGACAUCGACGCCCGCCUCAUCCACUCGGCCCGCCAGAACAUCCGCCACUACAUGUCGCGGGACCUGCGGCUGCCCGAGGCGGCCCCGGCCGAGCCCGGCCCCCCGACGGGAGAGCCCCCCGCCCCCGCCCGCAAGAGGAGCCACUUCCCCGCCUCGCUGACGGCCAGCCGGGGUCCCAUCGCCGCACCCCACGUGCCCCUGGACGGAGCCGACGCCUCGGUCUUCCCCAACAACGUGGUCUUCGUCACGGGCAACUACGUGCUGGAGCGGGACGAGCUGGUGGAGGCGCAGGCCCCCGAGUACGACGUGGUGCUCUGCCUCAGCCUCACCAAGUGGGUCCACCUCAACUGGGGGGACGAGGGGCUGAAGCGCAUGUUCCGCCGCAUCUACCGCCACCUGCGGCCCGGCGGCAUCCUGGUCCUCGAACCCCAGCCCUGGUCGUCCUACGGCAAGAGGAAGUCCCUCACCGAGACCAUCUACAAGAACUACUACCGGAUCCAGCUGAAGCCGGAGCUGUUCAGCUCUUACCUGACGUCCCCCGAGGUGGGCUUCUCCACCUACGAGCGGGUGGCCACGCCCCACAACUCCUCCAAAGGCUUCCAGCGCCCCGUUUACCUGUUCCACAAGGGCCACUGAGCCCCGGCCUUCCCGUCCGCGGCCGCCGCCACGCCGAGGACUCGGGCGGUUUUCUCGGGACGCCCCCUUCCCCUCCCCCGCCCCGCCCGGAGGCUGGCAGAGACCCUCUCGCCCCUCUUCUCCCGCACUCCCCCUCUCCCCCCUGCAGCUGGCAGGGGCCAGAGUGGGGUGGGACGGGGUGGGUACGUUCAGAGUCUCUUUUAGGAUCUCUCCUGGGGCUCCGCCCUCCCCCCCGUCCCCGCCCCGCCCCUCACAAGAGAGCUCCCUCCUCUCCGGCCUCCGUCGCCCCCCCGGCUCCUCCAUCCCGGCCGGGGGCAGGGACGCUGGCCGCGUUUCAGUGGACCGCGGAGGAGCUAGAUGCUGCAUGCCCCCUCCCCGCCCACCCCCCGCCUUAGGGGCAAGGGGUCUGGGGGCCUGCCUGCGUUGGACUGUGGCACAAUAAAUCCGACGUUGCAGGGAGGUGGUCCCCUCUG